Vavraia culicis subsp. floridensis is the source of this 3117-nucleotide messenger RNA. RefSeq lists its product as uncharacterized. NCBI's taxonomy places the organism in Eukaryota, Fungi, Microsporidia, Pleistophoridae. The transcript has a single exon. The annotation marks the transcript as partial. The record is from RefSeq and is a predicted model, not a curated record.
AUGCUACCAGAGUCUAUUCGAUCAACAAUUCUUACCACGGUUUAUAUCUUAUUCUUUAGUCCGGAUUAUCUCGGCAAGAUAACUGAGAAAACCGAGUACUUAGUUGUUCACGAUAAAGAAAAGCUUUUUGUAACAUUUGAAGAAUUGUCUAUUCAUGAUAAUUGGGAGAAUAAGGAUUCCAUGGCAUGCAGGUGUUAUAGCGUUCCCGGAAAUGAAUUGAUUGCCAGAUCCUCAAGUGCUCAUAACUCAAUCGCGAGUGAUGAAGAUAGCAUUUUGCUCAAGAUAACCGGCGAGUCUUCAAAAGCUGAAAGUAGCUCUCCGGUCGAAUACAAAAUCAUUAUACUGCCAAUCAAAAAGCUGUUGUAUGAGAAGUUAUCAAAUUCAUCAUGGAAGUCAGAUACAGAAUUUACAGCCGACGAAAUACAUGAUAUUAUCGCCAUACUACCACGUUGUAUUGAGAAAAGAAGUCUUAUUGCGUUCCUAAUAUUUAAAAACCUCAUUAAUGAUACCAACCUGUAUCAGCAACUGGAAAAAGUUUUUGCCGAAGAGCAAAGUCAACGAGAAAAACCAUCUCUGUACAACCAAUUGACUUGGUACGAUGAUAUCCUCGCAUUACUUCAUGAGAGCUGCUAUUUUGUUCUUGAGGACUGGACUGGCGGCUUAAUGGUAACUGCAUCCGAACAUGAAAAGAAGUAUAAAUUUCCUAUCUACAUUGGGUCUAUUAAUGACCAUUCUUUGUGGACUUUAGCUGAUUAUUUAGCAGUUGAUUAUCAAUUUUUACGGGAACUAUCCCUAAAUAAGUUAUUAGCUCCUAAAAAAAUGAACGUAUUGACAUGGGACAUUGAUUUUACAGGCUAUUUCAACAGAGAUAGGAAUUUUAAGCGGAAUAAUGAUCAAGACACAGAAGCUAUUAGAGAUGACUUUGUGAAAUAUUUCUAUAAAUUGUUCAAUGAUUUGUUUGAAUUAUUAGAGAAUGUGGAGGUAAUGAUAUUACGUAUAUCAUCGUUUCAGUAUAAUUCUGACUUUAGCUUUAUGCCCAAAAAAAAGAUUCACCUACACUGUAGUGAUUGUCAUUUUGAUGUUUCAGCAUGUUUGCCCAAAAACCUUGUAGUCUUGCACAUAAGUCAUUCAAAAAUAAGCGGGAGGUUAGAACUGCCCGAAGGACUAUGCUCGGUUGUGGUAGAGCAUACGGAUAUAAUUUCUGAGGGUGUUUUGGUUAUCAACGACAAAUGUGAACAAAUAUUAAUCCGUGAAACAAAAGGUAACAUACUCUUCUCAUGUGCAUAUAAUUUUCAUAGGAUUGAGUUUCCGAAUCAUCUUAUAAAAGUCGAUUUUGGCAGAAAUUCAGAUGACACAGUGGAGUCAUUAAGUAUUGUUGAUGCAAGGAUUGUUGGGAAUACAGAGCUCGGUUGCAACACCAAAACACUUUUUCUGGAAAAUGUAAAGGUUUCUAACAAUGCAGUGGUUAAAAUACACCGCUCAUGCAAUAACAUCAUACUGAAUAAUUGUAUGGGGUGCUUUGAUCUAGCAGAUGUUGUAGUGUGGGGGAGAUUACAACUUGCCAACCGUAAAAAUACAUUUAAAUUGGUCAGAUCAGUGGAGAAGAAUAUACACGAGUUGUCAAUGAUAAACAUUAACUAUGCUAAAGCAGCAUUUUUAUACGGUGAAGGGACAAACAUGGCUUGUCUAGCAAGUAUGAGUUCAUACACAGAUUUGUAUCUAAAAAUGAACAUGAAAACAGACCGCAUUACAUCUCAUAACCUUAAGUUUUACUUGGAUAUACCACUCCUCAUGCACGGAAAGAUAAUAUCAAGAAUAGACCAAACUGAAAACUGCGAGUUCUACCAGUGUGAUGAUAACGGAAAAAUUCAAAUAAUUCUAAAAAAUGCCCGGAUCAAUGAAAAAAUGUCAUUGGCUGGCUGUAGUUUUCAAGAAAUAGCACUAGUUAAUGUUCAAGUCGCUCAAAAUCAAAUAUUUGAGAUCAAUGCAGCGUAUGAAAACUUGUCUUUGAAAAAUUGCACCGGGCGCUUUAUAAUUCUGGGGAUUGCAACUAAUAAAGAAGAAUACAUCGAUUUACAGAACGAAGAAAGUCAUAUAUGGUUUUACAAGGUGGGGAGAAACGCAUAUAAUUGUGAGUUAUCCGGUCUCUCGAUAAAUUACGGAUUCAAGAUUAUUCAUAAGUUACAAAUAGCAAGAUUAUCAAACAUAAAGAUGAGUGAUGGCGCAAUUUUUGAUUUUGCAAACGGAUGCGCAAAUUUACAUCUAUUCAAUUGCAAAGAAUUUGGCUGUACAUCUUUAGAUAGUCCGAAGAAAAUUAUCAUGAACACUUCCAUGAUUGGCGUACCGAAAUACAAGAAUCCGCCACACGAGGUUGAAAUUUCAUCAUUUAUAUACGACGAAAAAAUAGAAAAGUUGUUGAUAUCAGUGAAAAAGAUACGUAUUUACAGUCCUGAGUUGAAUAUGGACCUACCAAUGGUGAUAAACCAUGAAUGCGAACAAAUCAUCGCCAAAAAUAUCAAAGGUUGUUUGAAAAUACCACUCAUUAUGAAAUCAUUGAAUGAUGCGUCAGUCAUUACUUUACUUAAUGGUACCUGCAUAUUUGACAGAAUUUCACUUGGCAUGUUUUUUAGUCUAUUUUUAGAGAAUGCAAGCAUUGACCAGACGGUGGAAAUAUCAGCAAACAUACACAGUCUAAGUUUAAAAUCAGUCACUAUAAAAGAGAACGCAGCAUUAAGAGUUAAUGCUAGUUGCGAAGUCAUAUCAAUUUAUAAAUGUUCAGGCGACAUUGAUUUCAGGAAAUGUGAUCAUCUAAGGUCGCUCACGUUGAAAGAAGGCCUGUUCAUCUACUACGAAGCUGUGUACGCAAAUAUAACUUUCUUGCAUUUAGAAAAUGUUAAAAUAUGCACUUCGGUGUAUUUGAAUGAGAAUAUACGGUCUGUUAAACUGGUUAACGUGGAAGUCAAAAAAUUUAAGGUUUUCAAAAUACGUAAGAAUUGCAGUACUGUAUAUAUCCGUUGCUGUAAGGGAAAUAUUAUCACACCAAAAAUGGCCAAUAUCAAUGGCGGAGAACUCGAAACGGCCCCGAAAAUAAUUAUCAUGGAAAACAGAUCGGAAAAU